CACGCUAACUAUGUACGCCAAGCAGCUGAGGAUUAUUUGGCCAGACGUCAGGCCCGCAACAAAUCAAUGACACGUUCAAUAACUUCCGGCUCGGCUGGUCCUAUAUUGGCCAUGGGCAAUGUACACUAUUUGCCAGGGGCAAAAAGCGGUACAUUCUUUGCUCGCGAUAAUGUAUCAAAUUUUAUAACUUGGUGCAGAAAAAGCCUUAAAAUUAUAGAGUGCCUAUUAUUCGAAACAGACGACCUCAUUAUGAGAAAAAACGAAAAACAUGUUAUUUUAUGCCUUUUAGAAGUGGCCAGAAGAGGAGCUAAAUUUGGUAUGCUUGCUCCCAUGUUAGUGCAAAUGGAACGUCAGAUUGAUCGUGAAAUUGCUGCCGACAAUAAAGCGAAUGGUAUUGGUUGUGGUACACAAACCGAAAACGAUGGUAAUACAGAACAAAACGAUAUCGGAGUUGGUACCGAAACUGUGAGCACUGAAACAGAUAUCUUCGAUGAUAGUGAUACAGAAAAUGAUGAAGAUGAUGAUCAGGGUCCCAUGUUAAUGUAUGGACCACAACCACAAAUUAUUACCAAUGAUUUGAAGAGUUUAGACGAAAUGGUAAGUUUGUUUUGGCAAUUAAAAU
Messenger RNA from Lucilia sericata (common green bottle fly), 622 nucleotides. Its product is annotated as GAS2-like protein pickled eggs. The record is from RefSeq and is a predicted model, not a curated record. Gene Ontology annotation, cellular component: stress fiber; microtubule plus-end; actin filament. The annotation marks the transcript as partial. The transcript is spliced from 3 exons. Gene Ontology annotation, biological process: actin crosslink formation; microtubule bundle formation; protein localization to microtubule plus-end. Lineage: Eukaryota; Metazoa; Arthropoda; Insecta; Diptera; Calliphoridae. Gene Ontology annotation, molecular function: microtubule binding; cytoskeletal adaptor activity; actin filament binding.